This is a messenger RNA of Gastrolobium bilobum, 1613 nucleotides long. RefSeq names its product PI-PLC X domain-containing protein At5g67130-like. Gene Ontology annotation, molecular function: phosphoric diester hydrolase activity. Gene Ontology annotation, biological process: lipid metabolic process. The record is from RefSeq and is a predicted model, not a curated record. The coding region runs from base 125 to 1333 and encodes 402 amino acids. NCBI's taxonomy places the organism in Eukaryota, Viridiplantae, Streptophyta, Magnoliopsida, Fabales, Fabaceae. The transcript is spliced from 9 exons.
CACGUCUUGUUCACAUGUUGCACUCUUUGGAAAUCAAACUUCGCAUUCAUUCUUUAUUACUGAUACAGAUACCCCAUUUUCGUUCAUCUUUCCUCACAUUCUCUCUCCGGCACGCCUCUAAAUUAUGCAGAACCCAACUCUUGCAACUACCCUCUUCGCCGUUUUGCUUUUUCUUCAUUCCUCACUUGCCCUCAAGGAAGGACAACUAUGCGUAGCAGACAAGAACUGCGACUCUGGUUUGCACUGCGAGACGUGCGUUGCUAAUGGAAACGUGCGACCGAGGUGUACUCGUAUUCAACCAAUCAACCCCACUUCACAGGUGAAGGGGUUGCCGUUUAAUCGGUAUUCAUGGUUAACGACGCAUAAUUCAUUUGCGCGGUUGGGUCAGAAAUCGAUGACUCGUUCUGUGAUUCUGGCUCCCACGAAUCAGCAAGACACGAUCACCAGUCAGCUUAAUAAUGGAGUACGAGGGUUGAUGCUUGACAUGUAUGACUUCGAGAAAGAUGUUUGGCUGUGUCACUCAUUUGGGGGCCAGUGUUACAACUACACAGCUUUUCAACCUGCAAUUAAUGUUCUCAAAGAGAUUCAAGCAUUUCUUGAAGCAAACCCAUCAGAGAUUGUUACUAUUAUUAUUGAGGAUUACGUGACUUCACCAAAAGGUCUAACAAAGGUGUUUGAUGCUGCUGGACUGAGAAAAUACUGGUUUCCAGUGUCUCGAAUGCCCAAAAAUGGUGGAAACUGGCCAACCGUAGAUGAUAUGAUCCAGAAGAACCAGCGCUUAGUAGUCUUCACUUCAAAAGCAUCUAAGGAAGCUUCUGAAGGGAUUGCAUAUGAGUGGCGAUAUUUAGUAGAAAACCAAUAUGGAAAUGGAGGCAUGAAGGCUGGUUCAUGCCCGAAUCGUGCAGAAUCACCAUCUAUGAACACAACAUCAAGAUCUUUAGUCCUAGUGAACUACUUUAGAGAUCUUCCAGAUGUAACUAAAUCUUGCAAGGACAAUUCAGCUCCUUUGCUUAGCAUGGUCAACACUUGCUAUGAAGCAGCCGGCAAACGUUGGGCUAAUUUCAUAGCUGUUGAUUUCUACAAGAGGAGCGAUGGAGGAGGAGCCCCAGAAGCAUUAGAUGUUGCAAAUGGUCAUCUAGUAUGUGGGUGUGGAAAAAUAGCCUCCUGCAAGGCAAACGUGACAUUUGGAUCAUGUCAGUUACCUGAGGCUCAUACAACAUCUCCCCAUGUGGCAGCUCGUGACUCGAGCUUUGGCAUUCGAAAUUGCAAGCCAGUUGAUUUGUUGUGGUGGUUUGCUACUACUCCUCUCGUGGCCAUGCUUGUGGCAUUGUGAAAAACCUUUCCCUUUAAUAAAAUGCAAGUAGAAGAGUUUCGGAGAAAGAGUGUGAAGAAACCAUUUUUUUGGGUAACGCUGAAUUGGGUGUGAACAUUGAUUAGUUAGGAUAGUGUGGGGUUGGUACAUUGUGGUGGCUUUUGUUUUUUAUUUUGGGGAUUAGCUUUGGUAGCUGUCGUUGUAAUUUUGUAGUCAUGGUGGGAAUGCAAUGGGCCCACUAACUUAAUAUUGUGAAAUUAUCAGUGUGCAACAUUUGGUGGGUUGUAAUGUUGUAUGAUAU